Molecule: messenger RNA, 511 nt
Organism: Aspergillus brunneoviolaceus CBS 621.78
Lineage: Eukaryota; Fungi; Ascomycota; Eurotiomycetes; Eurotiales; Aspergillaceae
Exons: 1
Coding region: 132-428 (98 amino acids)
Source: RefSeq, a predicted model, not a curated record
CCGUGUGGGUUGGCUGUCGGUCGCUCAUUUCCCCACAAAUCUGUGCCGAUGAUGAUUUCUCGAGCCGACGAUGCUGAUGUCUGCGAGGCUAAGUAGUCGAUCGGGGAUGCUGACAUUACGGUUUACGGCUGAUGGUCUCCCUCCUCUCAGUCAAUCCCGUUCCGACAUGUCCACGAGCUGCUGGAUUCCAAAUUGCUCACCGUUUUUGCUCGGUGCCCUAUCUUCAGACAUUAGCGUCUUUAAUGAGGGGCUUUUGCCCUGACAACGGUGCCUCCUCCAACUCUCCGUUGUCCGCCCACCCUCCGAGAUGGUGGCUGGCUUGGGGUGCUGUGGCUUACUGGCCUACUGCUAGCCUACUGGCCUACUGGCCUAGCCUUCUUCUCCCCCUGCUUACGGCGUCCACUGCGUGGGCUAGAGAAAAAAAAUAACACGGACGGGAAGGGCCAUCUGUGACCCGCACAAAGUCGGAACUAAUGCUUUCCUAGUUAGCAAUCCCCCGUUGCCUGAAAUA